AUGUCUGUCAACGUCAAUCACAGUGUUUCAGACCAGUUCUACCGGUACAAGAUGCCCCAUCUGAUUGUCAAGGUUGAGGGCAAAGGAAAUGUAACGAGGACAAUUAUAAUCGACAUGGUUGGUGUUGCAAAGGCGCUUAAUUGGCCUCCAAUGUAUCCCACCAAAUGCUUUGGUUAUGAGCUGGGAGCACAGACCCAGUUUGAUGUAAAGAGUGACUGUUACAUUGUCAAUGGAUCUCGCGAGGUAAAUAAAGUGCAAGACAUGUUGGAUGGAGUCAUUAAAAAAUUUGUUCUCUGUCCUGAGUGUGAGACUGAAAGAGAUCUGCAUGUGAAUCCCAAGAAGCAAAUAGGUAAUUCUUGUAAAGCCUGUGGCUAUCAAGACAUGCUUGACACACAUCCUAAACUCUGCACGUUCAUUCUGAAAAACCCACUUGAGAAUAGUGACAGUGGUACAGGAAAGAAGGAAAAGGAAAAGAAAAAUAGAAAGGGCAAAGACAAGGAAAAUGGCUCUGUAUCAAGCAGUGAGACACCGCCUUCAACACCCCCAAAUGAAAUCAGUCUUCCCACACACACAGUGGAGGAGGAGGAAGUUGAAGCCCGGGGGAAAGAUAGAACUGAGGAAGCUCAGAGGUGCAGAAUGGAUGAAAGCAGUGACCAUGCAAAAGUUCUGACACACACUGAUGAUUUGGAAAGAACCGUAGAAGAGCGUGUGGAUAUCCUGUUUGAUUUUGUUAGGAAAAAGAAAGAAGAGGGCUUUAUUGACACACCUGACAAAGAAAUUGUUGCUGAAGCAGAAAGAGUAGAUGUAAACCAUGGCCCUCUUCUUCUGACUGAAGUUCUUUUUAAUGAGAAGAUUGGAGAACAAAUUAAGAAAUACAGGCACCAUUUCCUCCAAUUCUGUCACAAAGAAAGGUAUCUUCUUCAUGGUCUGGAGUGUGUGGUGGCGAUACAUCAAGCGCAGCUCCUCUCCAAGAUCCUGCAUAUCUUGAAAGAGAUGUACGAUGCAGACUUUUCGGAAGAGGAGGUCAUCAUCAGCUGGUUGGAAAAGGCCUCUAAGAAGGAUAUUUCAAAAGAACUUGCCAAAGAGAUUCGUGUCAAAGCGGAGCCAUUUAUAAAAUGGUUGAAAGACGAGAAAGAAUUCUCUGGUGGUGAAGAAGAUGAUGAAGAUGGGAACACUGAGAUGGUUUACCCGAAGACUGCUGGUGUACCAAAAGUUUAAACUGUGAAGUCCGACAAGGAUGAUGACAUUGACAUCGUUGCCAUUGAAAAGGAAGGAUGCGACCCAAGCUAA
This is a messenger RNA of Fukomys damarensis (Damara mole-rat), 1290 nucleotides long. RefSeq names its product eukaryotic translation initiation factor 5-like. NCBI's taxonomy places the organism in Eukaryota, Metazoa, Chordata, Mammalia, Rodentia, Bathyergidae. Gene Ontology annotation, molecular function: translation initiation factor activity; GDP-dissociation inhibitor activity; eukaryotic initiation factor eIF2 binding. The record is from RefSeq and is a predicted model, not a curated record. Gene Ontology annotation, biological process: formation of cytoplasmic translation initiation complex; formation of translation preinitiation complex; translational initiation. Gene Ontology annotation, cellular component: cytosol.